UAACGUCUAACGGUCCCACAAACCAUGAUAUAGAGUCCCAGUGCGUCUGUAACAUCAAUAGUCAACCUCCAAAUUCUCAGCAAUGGCGAGGAAUCGAAGCUCAAGAAACAGAACCACUUUCUUCUUCUGCACCUUCUUCGCUAUCAUUGCCUUGUGUGCCUUCGUCCCUGUCUUUGCUCCUCUACCUUCUCUUUCCUCUCACUCACUCCAUGACCAUUCUCUCUCUCGACACAAGAAAGUUACUGCUCAAAAAUUUGAGAUUGCCAAUGACAUGUUUUGGAAAGAUGGACAACCGUUCCAAAUUAUUGGUGGCGACUUGCAUUAUUUCCGGGUUCUUCCAGAGUAUUGGGAAGAUAGACUGUUGAAAGCAAAGGCUUUGGGCUUGAAUACUAUCCAAACUUAUGUUCCUUGGAAUUUGCAUGAACCAAAACCUGGAAAGCUAGUUUUUGAGGGGAUUGCAGAUAUAGUAUCUUUUCUCAAACUCUGCCACAAACUUGGUUUCCUUGUUAUGCUUCGGCCUGGGCCUUAUAUAUGUGCAGAGUGGGAUUUGGGGGGUUUCCCUGCCUGGUUACUUGCCAUAGAGCCAGCUGUCAGACUAAGAUCAUCAGAUCCUGCUUUCCUCCACUUAGUUGAAGGAUGGUGGGCAAUCCUGCUUCAGAAAGUAGCUCCUCUUCUCUACGAAAAUGGAGGCCCUGUUAUAAUGGUUCAAAUUGAAAAUGAAUAUGGUUCAUAUGGAAAUGACAAAGCUUAUCUUCAUCAACUUGUCACCUUCGCUCGUAGUCACCUUGGGGAUGAUAUAAUUUUGUAUACUACAGAUGGAGGUACUAGGGAAACUCUUGAGAGAGGAACAAUAUCUGGAGAUGCAGUAUUUUCAGCUGUUGACUUUACUACUGGUGAUGAGCCUUGGCCAAUAUUUCAGUUACAAAAGAAGUUCAACGCCCCUGGAAAGUCACCACCACUUUCAGCGGAGUUUUACACAGGCUGGCUUACACAUUGGGGAGAGAAGCUUGCAGAGACUGAUGCUGAUUUUACAGCAGCUGCCCUGGAAAAGAUUUUGUCUCGAAAUGGUUCUGCUGUGCUUUAUAUGGCACAUGGUGGUACAAACUUUGGAUUCUAUAAUGGAGCGAAUACUGGUGAAAUUGAGUCUGAUUACAAGCCUGACCUCACUUCUUAUGAUUAUGAUGCACCAAUCAGGGAAACUGGUGAUGUGAACAAUGCAAAAUUCAAGGCAAUUCGGAGUGUUAUAAAGAAAUACAGCACAAAAUCUCUUCCUUCAGUUCCGCCAAAUAAGGAAAAGGCAGGAUAUGGACCUAUUGACUUACAGAAAAAAGAAUUUUUGUUUGAUAUACUUAAUAGGAUAAACUCCAUUGGUAUUGUUAAAUCUGAAAACCCAAUUUCAAUGGAGUCUGUGGGCCAGAUGUUUGGGUUUUUAUUAUAUGUAUCCGAAUAUGCUGCAAAGGCCGAUGGAAGCGUUCUAUCAAUACCAAAGGUUCAUGACAGAGCUCAAGUUUUUAUAUCAUGCUCUUCUGAAGAUAAUGGUGGCAGACCAAUAUUUGUUGGUACAAUGGAAAGAUGGUCAAAUCAAACGCUUGGCCUUCCUAAAAUUAAAUGCAUCUCCAACAUCAGCUUAUAUGUUUUGGUUGAAAAUAUGGGUCGUGUAAAUUACGGGUCAUACAUAUUUGACAGGAAGGGUAUUUUGUCUUCUGUUUAUCUGGACGGGAGAAUUCUGCAAGGAUGGAAAAUGCUCUCAUUUCCUUUUAACAAUCUGAAUGAGGUCCCAAAAACCAAUCCUGUCAUUGCAUAUUCUGAAUCCAUAGAAAAAUCAGCCCGCAGAAAAGCCAAAGAGAAUGUUUCAAAAGAACCAUCAUUCUAUGCCGGCCAUUUCUCUAUUGACAAAGAGAAUGAUAUUAAAGACACAUUCAUAUCAUUCAAUGGUUGGGGUAAAGGCAUUGCAUUUGUCAAUGAAUUUAAUAUAGGAAGAUAUUGGCCGAUGAGGGGACCACAAUGCAGCCUUUAUGUCCCUGCUCCAAUUCUUAAGCAAGGGGAAAAUGUUGUGGUUGUACUUGAGUUAGAAUCUCCAAGCCCUAAACUUGUGAUACACUCAGUUGAUCAGCCAGACUUCACAUGUCAGUUGAUCAGCCAGACUUCAAAUGAAGAUCAAGUAAAUUGAAUAUGCAUCAGCUAUAAGAUACCAUGUAAUACAGAACACCCUGGUUCUUGUUUGUAAACAUGGAAAAGGUAGAGCUAGAGCUUAAUUGUUGACCUCCUGAAGAUCUUUCCCAUACUUGGUUGUUUAUAGCAAAGGAGAAUGUGUCAUUUUUUUUGUAUCCUCUAGAGGAUAUAUUUAAGUGUGAUGGAGAAUAAGCAGAUGAUAGAAAAGGCUUUUGUCGAAAGAAUAGAGAGUCCAGUAGGGGUGAGACCGGGCAAGUGCAAGUGCAACCCUCACCCCAAAAAGCUUCCUGGAAGAAUCUGCCUUGACUGUUGAUUGAUGUCUUUAACUUUGUGGUUUUCUUUGUUUUUCCUUUCUUUGGUUGUAACUUGUAAAUACCCCUCAAGCCAAAGGCUAAGCUAAACAUGCCCCAAAUUUGUGAUUUUUUCUUUUGGCGUGUAUAACUUAACCGUAAUUUUAAGAUUUUGAUCCACAUGCA
Quercus robur (English oak) is the source of this 2648-nucleotide messenger RNA. RefSeq names its product beta-galactosidase 17-like. Gene Ontology annotation, cellular component: vacuole. Gene Ontology annotation, molecular function: beta-galactosidase activity. The record is from RefSeq and is a predicted model, not a curated record. Gene Ontology annotation, biological process: carbohydrate metabolic process. Bases 83 to 2170 code for a protein of 695 amino acids. The transcript is spliced from 19 exons. Lineage: Eukaryota; Viridiplantae; Streptophyta; Magnoliopsida; Fagales; Fagaceae.